This is a messenger RNA of Gryllus bimaculatus (two-spotted cricket), 437 nucleotides long. NCBI's taxonomy places the organism in Eukaryota, Metazoa, Arthropoda, Insecta, Orthoptera, Gryllidae. The record is from the annotation of a GenBank genome assembly.
CUCCCGCUGGCAGUAUAUCUGUCCCGAGUUUGUGGCUGCAUGCCAUUGACGGAGCGGGUGGCCCGCUGGAGUGGAUGGCAUUUGAGGAAAUAGGACGUUGGAGGUUAUCUGGAGGCGAAUCGGUUAACCCAAAGAGAGGCAUGGGAAGAAGGAAAUUUAUCUUCAGCCGAAAUGACAUUCAGGAAAAGUGUGAAUAUUUUGACAGAAAAAAAGUAUUGUGGCUCUGUUAUAGCGAAAAAGUGUUUUUGCUAUCAGAGCUUCGUGUUUGCAGAUUGUUAUUCCAAAGUUAUAUUAAUGCUUUUGAGAUGCUGGCUGAGUGUCGAGUUGCAGUUGCCAGCAAUGUUUUACACGAUUUGUCUAUUAAAAUGCAGGCAAAAUUCCAAUUCGAAUCAGUUUACACAGUACUAAAUGUAGUUUUAAAUGUUGUUUGUAACUAA